AUGGGCGAAAUGACAGGACAGAACGUGAAACAAUGUGGCGAUAGCAGUGACGUUCUCGAAGCCAACCUCGAAAACCUGAAUGAUGUCUUGCACGAAACUUUCCACAAGUUCUCAAACAGAAGGAACGUGAUUUCACUCACCGAACUGAAGCACUGGUGUACCGAUGCUGCUGUGAUCGGCAAGCACAUGAACCAAACGCACAUUGACGUGUCUUUCUAUAAAAUCAAAAAAAAAGGAACCAACGUAGUAACUUUCAAAGAUUUCCUACUUCUGCUUGACUUGCUGACUGUGAAAUACGUGGAUGACACAUGGCUGGAUAAGAAACAUGCUCUAGCCCACCUCAAAUUCAAACUCAGCGUGGCCGUGCCAGUCUUCAAAAACAUACCACCACCAGACGUUACGAUCGGCGCCGUCGACAGAUUGACUGAUGCCAAGCUCUUCACAGGAACAUUCAAGCACGUCUUCAGCGACAUGGGAGCCGAAAGAGGCAAAAAACGUCCUCAGCGUUACAACUUGCUCUGA
Messenger RNA from Helobdella robusta, 522 nucleotides. RefSeq lists its product as hypothetical. Gene Ontology annotation, molecular function: tubulin binding. Bases 1 to 522 code for a protein of 173 amino acids. The transcript has 3 exons. The record is from RefSeq and is a predicted model, not a curated record. Gene Ontology annotation, biological process: microtubule polymerization; microtubule bundle formation; positive regulation of protein polymerization. Gene Ontology annotation, cellular component: microtubule. NCBI's taxonomy places the organism in Eukaryota, Metazoa, Annelida, Clitellata, Rhynchobdellida, Glossiphoniidae.